This is a messenger RNA of Daphnia pulex (common water flea), 1070 nucleotides long. RefSeq names its product histone H1-like. The coding region runs from base 214 to 873 and encodes 219 amino acids. The record is from RefSeq and is a predicted model, not a curated record. The transcript is spliced from 2 exons. Lineage: Eukaryota; Metazoa; Arthropoda; Branchiopoda; Diplostraca; Daphniidae.
GACUUGACAGAGUCUACAAAUUGGGGGAAACCCCAUUUUGAAAUCAAUGGAACAUCAGUAAUAGAGGAGGGACUUGGGUAUUUCCUGUUGAAGGUGAUGGCAAUGUCUUCCCUGAUUAGGUAAACAACAUGGGGGCUCAUUCGAGUAUAAAAGAGGCAGCAAGAUGCAGGAUAAUUAUCACACUCUCACCAACCCCCACUAAGAAGCAUUCAAAUGGCGAAGUUCGGUUUAUUGUUCCAGUUUUUGCUGGUUGCCUGUUGCAUAAGUCUGGUGGUCGUCAGUGCCAUGCCAUCGCCCAAAAAGAAGAAGGAAGACAGUGCCGAGCUAAAUGCCAGUUGCGAAGGAAAGCAAUGCGCCGAGCAGGACGAUGAACCAGAAUCCCGCAGCCCGUCGUCGAGUUCGACAAAGACAGACAGCACAAAACCAGGCUCAGUAACAUCUUCCGCUAAAAAUCCAACCGGCUCGGUAGAUCCAAAAGAAACAUCCGCCAAAGGAAAGCCAGCAGCAGGAUCGGUGGGAACUCCAGCAGCAGGAUCGGCGGGAACUCCAGCAGUCGCACCAGCAUCCGCAACCAAACCGACAGCAGAGUCGAAAGGUAUCACGACUGCUGACAGUAAACCAGCAACUACCGCUGCUGUCGACCCGAAAUUGGCAGAGAAAAAGGUUACACCAGUCGCACCAGUCGCAGCAACAGUAGAAAAAGCUGCCAAGAGCGAAUCGAUCGCAGCAAUUGUAGCUGUCAAAAGCGAACCAGUCGCAGUAACAGCGGUCAAAGCUGCUAAAAGUGAACCGAUCGUAGCAGUAGUAGCAGCAGUACCAACAGCAACCGUCAGUGAGCCGGCCAAAAAAGAUACAGCUGCCGUAGUCGUCUGAUUACACCCAUUUUAUACCCAUUCUCAUUUCCGUUUUCAACUUCCGUUGGCGCACCCCUAUGCUGGACACUAUUUUGAAUAAUAGAAACGGCAAUCGGGGAAAGAAGUGUGAGGGAAAUGAUGAUGUGAAUUUCCAUGUCUGUGCGUUCUCGUUUCAUUGUCGUUCCUCUAAAAUUGAAAAUACAAAAAAUCAAAAUG